UUAUAUAUCUGUUCAUUAAGCAUAAAGUUCGAACUGCGUUGGUCAAGAGCGAAGCAGAAUGGAGGGCGUGAUAUACAAUUUCUUCAAGGUAUGGGCAUCAGUCGUAGCAUCGCUGGGCUAUUGCUACACAAUUGGAAAGUUUGUCCCGAAAGGGAUAGCAAGACUCCUCUUGGUCCUCCCGAUUGUGCGUCUCUUCUUCCUCCUUCCACUCAGCAUCGAUUCGGUCAACCUCAGCGGCAUGACGGGCUUCUUUGUCGCUUGGCUUGCGAACUUCAAGCUACUGCUCUUCGCAUUUGGGAAGGGCCCUUUAGCGACGGAGGACUCUUUGGGCUCCCUUCCGCAUUUCAUCACCGUGGCCUGCUUGCCCAUCAAGGUCCAGCAAAAGCAGUCCCAAAAUGGUUGCAAGGACAAGGGCACAGGGGAGAUGAAGCAUCAGAAGGGCCAUAGAUCGUCCCUGAAUUACGCCUUGAAGGUGGUGGUUUUAGUUGCGAUGAUCCGUGUCUACUACUAUAGUGACAGAAUCCACCCAACCAUCAUCUAUUUAUUGUACUGCAUCCACAUUUACUUCUCCCUGGAGAUCACUCAAGCCAGCUUGGCAGCUGUGGUUCAAGCCACACUCGGGAUAGAGCUAGAGCCACAGUUCAAUGAACCGUACCUCUCGACUUCGCUCCAGGACUUUUGGGGCCGACGAUGGAACCUCAUGGUCACCAGCAUCCUGCGUCCAUCAGUUUAUGAGCCAGUCCGCAAGGCCCUGGAGCAAAUCAUCGGUCAGCAGUGGGCCCCACUGCCAGCGGUGUUGGCGACCUUCCUAGUUUCGGGACUGAUGCACGAGGUGCUGUUCUUCUACCAGCAGGAAUCUGCACAACGUGCAGGCCCAACGUGGGACAUUACCGGGUUCUUCCUCUUCCACGGCAUGUGCCUGGUGGCAGAGCUUAUGGCGAAAAAAGUGGUCGCGAGGAGGUGGCAGCCACCGAGACUGCUGUCGGGGGCAGUCACUAGCGGGUUCGUGAUUGCCACCGGGCUGAGGUGGUUCAUACCGGCGCUGCUUAGGAUCGAGGCGGACAAGAGAGCACUGGAGGAGUUCGGAGCAGUGGCGGCGUUUGUACAGGACUCCGCCCAGGCUGUCUCCGUCAAAAUUUUCAACGCCGUUAUAGUCUGACAUAACACGCGACUUCUAUGUUCACUUUUUUUGUUUUUUUGCUUCUAUUUUUUAUUAUGUUUCUUUUCUUAAUAAUAAUGUAUGUAAAAACUAAAAGGGAAAAAGAA
Molecule: messenger RNA, 1266 nt
Organism: Punica granatum (pomegranate)
Lineage: Eukaryota; Viridiplantae; Streptophyta; Magnoliopsida; Myrtales; Lythraceae
Source: RefSeq, a predicted model, not a curated record